UUAAUGCAAAUUUUUUAUUACAAAGAUGCUUAAUAUAACACAUACAGUAUAAUAUCUCAUUUAGAGGCCUCGUCCAUUUACCCCUUAUAGCAAAAAAAAAAAUAAAUAAAAGAUAUAGCAUAGAAAAAUAUGAAUUCCUUUUUGGAUAAUGAAGAAAUCAAUCAAGAAGUCCAAGAAACUAUAAAGCAAAAAUGGACUUUAACUGAAGAGGAUCUCAAGCGACAAUUUACUGACGCCGAAUUAAAGAAGUUGUGUUUAAAACAUAAAUGCCGGGUGGACAUGUUUAAAUGGAAUCCGGUGAAUGAAAUGCGCGAAAAGCUUUUAAAAGAUGGACGAUUUAAACAACGUUCAAUCGCCUAUUGCCUACGUUUAACAGCUAAAGGUGUUAAUAAAUACAAGCACAAAAUAAUCUACGAUCCAAAAACUAUACAAAAGUGGCGGGAGGAAGAUUGGCGUGAUCGUUUAAAGAAUAGUAUUUUGAGUUUAGGAAUGUGGUUGGCGGACGAAAGAGAAGAACAGCAAGAUGAAGAGCCAUUUCAGCAUUUAGACGCUCAGCUCGAACCAGCGGAAUUUGUGCGUUUUGACAACGAACUACCUGCCAGCACUGAAAGAACGUUUGAGGGCAGUUUGGAAGACAUCCGACCAGAAAUACGUGAAGCUUUGGAUAUUAAUACCGAGUCAAUGUCGCUUAAUACUCAGGAUGUCUUAGACUCGCAACCCAUUUCCGCGCUAACAAAUUACGAUGAGUUUGAUGACAGAAUACAAUUGACUUCAACUCAGGAACAGGAAUUGAAUUUGGCAAAUCCAAUAAUAUUUUGAGCGGUUCUUCUUUAUCGAUGAGUUUAAUAAAAUAUGGGUUAUAUAUCAAACUUCAUUCUUUAAAUACGUCUUGCCAAGCUCACGAUAUGAAAUGCUUCUUCUUUUUCGUUAGUGCAUAACUUGUAAUUAAAAAGUACUUAGCAUUACCAGAUGUACUCCAAAAGCCAUGUUUGCCAUGUCGCUAAAGAUCUUGCAAAAUUUCAUUCACAGCGAUUUUUAAACGGUGUGAUAUUGAGCAAAAGACUAAUUGAUAUUGUUGCCGUGUUUACAACACAAAUUGAUAUUGAAAAAAUAUUUUAUUUUGUCAACUAAGUUAGUAGAUUAGGAAAAAUAAAAUCUAUAACUUAUUUUAGAUUUUGUUAUCUAAAAAAAGUGAUACGCCUUUUCAAUGUAUACGUAAAAAUGUCAGAGAUGAAAAUUUUUUCCCAAUAUUCAAUUAAUUGUGUCUUUAAAAUAACCA
Glossina fuscipes is the source of this 1279-nucleotide messenger RNA. Its product is annotated as telomere-binding protein cav-like. The record is from RefSeq and is a predicted model, not a curated record. Lineage: Eukaryota; Metazoa; Arthropoda; Insecta; Diptera; Glossinidae. The transcript has 2 exons. Bases 130 to 819 code for a protein of 229 amino acids.